AUGGAUGUGAUCGGAAUCUCUGGUGAGUUCCUUUUACACAACAAACCUGCUGCCGUGAACUGGAUCGAGGGACAGGGGAAAUCAGUAGCUUUUGAGGCAGUAAUCAGAGGAGAGAUCGUGAACAAGGUGUUGAAAACGAGUGUGUUUGUCCUGGGUGAGCUCAAUAUGCUCACGAACCUCACCGUCUAUGCUGUUGCAGGCUCUCUAGGUGGAUUCAAGCUCAAAACUAGGAGAGCUCAAUGCAUCACAAUGAUGGAAGCCACUAAUGGGAAAGAUAUACAUAACUCUGUCACUACACUAUCUAUUGAGGUUGGGACAGUAAGAGAAGGAACACAAUUUCCAUCUAUAUCAGCAUAG
This is a messenger RNA of Eruca vesicaria subsp. sativa (arugula), 357 nucleotides long. The record is from the annotation of a GenBank genome assembly. NCBI's taxonomy places the organism in Eukaryota, Viridiplantae, Streptophyta, Magnoliopsida, Brassicales, Brassicaceae.